Messenger RNA from Harpegnathos saltator (Jerdon's jumping ant), 2500 nucleotides. RefSeq names its product UDP-sugar transporter UST74c. Gene Ontology annotation, biological process: ubiquinone biosynthetic process. Bases 684 to 2417 code for a protein of 577 amino acids. Lineage: Eukaryota; Metazoa; Arthropoda; Insecta; Hymenoptera; Formicidae. The record is from RefSeq and is a predicted model, not a curated record. The transcript has 6 exons. Gene Ontology annotation, cellular component: mitochondrion; mitochondrial inner membrane.
UAAGCAUGACUCACGAAAAAGAUGGCGAUGACGAUUGUUGCAAAUUUGAACCGGUAAAUUUGUAAUGAAAGAGUAGGUUAGGUUGGUGGGAUUUAAGAUUAGGUUAGAUUUAAAACACUACUUACUCCGUUGUUAUCAUUUUUGUGCGCCAUUGAAACUUUUGCUCUAGUGCAAUUUAACGUGAGUUCCAGAAGAUAGUUUCAUCUCUCAGUCGAAUAAGGUUAAUUUAACGUUGCGCAGAGAGAUUCGUAGGAAAAAGAAAAGAAGCAAAAUCAGGCCAUUGACAUUAUCUCGCUUCACACAUUUCUGUGGGAAAAAUAUUCGAGGAGGUUACGCACGGAUACUGUGUCGACUACGAAGCGAACUAGCGGAAAUACGUACAAGGCCAGAGCAAAUAGCCGCACUAGUAACUACACUAUGCCUGAUGCUUGAUAAUUUACGUGACCUUACGAGCUAUCGCAAGACACCUUUAUCGCUUCAAGACUGAUUAGCUAUUGUAAAAUUGUCGGAGCAGCGUGACGCAGACGGGAGAAGCAUGAUAAGAUUAUCAAAGUGUAGGUUCCUUUACGUGUGUUACCGUUUGUCGUAACGCGUCGUAUUCCUGUAAGCCGGUCUGUGAGCGACGGAUUUGAGCGAGAGAGAAAAAGAGAGAAGGACAGAGAUCGGCAAGGCUUCGACACACGAUGACGGAACACGAGCAGAAUGCGAUGUUUGUGCGCGUGGCAUCGGCGUUCUUUUAUGGGCUGUCGUCAUUCAUGAUAACCGUCGUCAACAAAACUGUGCUCACGUCGUUUGGCUUCCCAUCCUUCCAAGUGUUGGGCAUCGGCCAGAUGUUGGCGACGAUACUGGUGCUGUUCGUGGCCAAGAGACUACAUUACGUGGAGUACCCGAAUCUGGAAACGACAACGUUCACGAAGAUAUGGCCGUUGCCGUUCAUCUACAUCGGCAAUAUGAUAUUCGGACUGGGUGGCACGAAGCAACUGAGCCUGCCUAUGUUCACUGCGCUCAGACGGUUUAGUAUACUCAUGACGAUGAUCGCCGAGUACUAUAUUCUGGGCAUCAAGGCGCGACUGUCCAUACAGUUGAGCGUCUACACAAUGAUUCUGGGUGCAGUAGUGGCUGCGCUCAACGAUCUGGCCUUCAACCUGGAGGGUUACAUAUUCAUCUUGUUGAAUGACUUCUUCACCGCCGCUAAUGGCGUGUUCAUGAAGAAGAAACUAGAUUCCAAGGAGUUAGGGAAGUACGGAUUAAUGUACUACAAUUCUCUCUUCAUGCUCGGGCCGACGCUCCUGUUGGCCUGGUGGAUGGGUGACCUUGCUCAAGCUCUAGACUUUCCCGACUGGACGAAUCUAAUGUUCGUCCUGCAGUUCAUUUUGUCGUGUGUGAUGGGCUUCAUACUGUCGUAUAGUAUGAUCCUCUGUACUUUGUACAAUUCUGCGCUGACCACCACUAUAAUCGGCUGCCUGAAGAACAUAUGCGUGACAUAUCUCGGCAUGGUGAUCGGCGGCGAUUACAUAUUCUCGUGGUUGAACUUUGUAGGUUUAAACUUGAGCGUGGUUGGUAGCUUAGUGUACACCUGGGUGACAUUCCGUAAGAGAGACACUCUGUCACCAAAGUUCACUCUGCUGACGGAGUCUCAGGCCGGCAAGAUACAAGCCCGCGUGUGUGUACGAUCAAACGUGUUCAUCUCGCUCGGUUUUUCAGGCCGUUUCGCGACAACCUCGACUAGCAAGGCAUUCCUGGAAGAUUAUGCCAAACAUCAUGUAUCCCUAUCCCCUCUGCAGCGUGUGCUGCUCACGGUGGGCUCGGCGGCGGUUUCGUUGGCGAACCCGUAUCGAGGAGACAUGAUAGCGUGUCUCGGGGAAGUGACCGGCACGAACGCCCUUGUACAUUGUCAUCGAAUGCUCAAGAGCACGGCCGAGGGUCAGCGUAUACUCGAGCAAAAGCCACGCGUAAACACGUCCACUGUCAAUCUGUCUUACCUCAAAGACUUGCCGCCAGGAACCGUCGGCAGAACGUAUCGCGAUUUCUUGGAUAACAAUAAUGUAUCACCCGACGAUCGAAUAGCGGUGCAAUACGUCGACGAUGUCGAGCUGGCGUACGUGAUGCAACGGUAUCGUGAGGUACACGAUAUCUUUCACGCUGUCCUCUUAAUGCCGACGACGAUGCUGGGAGAGGUGUCGGUUAAGUGGGUGGAGGCCUUGCAGACGCGCUUGCCGAUGUGCGUGACCGGCGCGAUAUUCGGUGCCAUUCGACUACGUUCUAGGCAGAGGCAAUUGUACGUGAAACAUUACCUGCCAUGGUCUGUAAACACGGGUAAAAAUGCAAAGUUUCUAUUGGGAGUCUAUUACGAAGAACGCUGGGAACAGUCGCUCGAAGAUUUUCACAAAGAAAUGAACAUUGCGCGUCUAGUAUGAUAAAAAUGGCACUUAAUUUUGAAUAUUAAUAAUUGUUGUUAUACAUAGUCAAGUAAAAUAAUGAUGAUUAUUGUUGAGGAUAA